Molecule: messenger RNA, 3371 nt
Organism: Syzygium oleosum
Lineage: Eukaryota; Viridiplantae; Streptophyta; Magnoliopsida; Myrtales; Myrtaceae
Product: wall-associated receptor kinase-like 6
Exons: 4
Coding region: 52-3045 (997 amino acids)
Biological process (GO): cell surface receptor signaling pathway; protein phosphorylation
Cellular component (GO): plasma membrane
Molecular function (GO): calcium ion binding; ATP binding; polysaccharide binding
Source: RefSeq, a predicted model, not a curated record
AUCUGCUUUCUCCAUAAGUUUAGGUUCGUGCACUUCCGAAACUUGAAAAUCAUGCCAAUCUCAGUGUUUCAAAUCCUUUUGUUUCUGGUUUCCCUCACGUUACAAGCAUCAGGAACUGCACCUAGACUUGCAAAGCCUAACUGUACUGAAACGUGCGGGGACGUCACCAUUCCCUUCCCCUUUGGAAUAGGAGCCCGGUGUUUCUUGGACGAUUGGUACCAGAUCGUCUGCGAACAAAACAACGCGGUUCCCAUUCUAAAGAAGAUUGGAUUGCGAGUUCUCAACAUUUCACUCCCCGAUGCAUACGUGGAUGGCAUGAUCAAUGUUAGUCUUCCUGUAAUUUCCUCAAAUCCAAACUGCAGUGGCAGUGGAUUUGGUGUGCCGGUGAGCUUUGAAGGAGGUCCAUUUGUCUUCUCCCGGACAAGGAAUGUCUUUACAUUCGUCGGUUGCAACACCCUGGCGACAGUGAUUAGUACAGAAUCAGCUGUUGUCGGUUGCUGGUCGAAAUGUGAUGGAACCAACACCAGCAUUAGCCAGGAUAGUGCUUGUUCUGGGGGGGACGGCUGCUGCCAGACUAAGCUCCCCCUUAACCUUCAGGGCUUUAGUGUGGAUUUCAAAGAAGAAGGUGAACAUCAGGGGUGCAAGUACGCUUUCUUGAGGUCUGACUUUACAGGUUUAUAUGAUUUGAGAUAUAAUAAGACGGUUCCGGUGGUGCUGGAAUGGGGGAUUGCGAACAAUACUGAAUAUGGACGUAAGCUUAUCAAGCAGUCAAAGACAUCUUAUCCUUCCUUGUGUAGCAGAUACGGGGACGACCAAAGUGAAAUGCUAUUUACGCAGUGCUAUUGCACGCGGUGCUCUUCCGCGCGGCAGUAUGGUUGUAACCCAUAUCUUAUUGAAGGAUGCACAGGAUCUGCACCUGGACCUCCAAGAGCUCCACCUGGACCUCCAAGACGUGACUGUAAUGAAACAUGCGGGAAGGUCACCAUUCCCUUCCCCUUCGGAAUAGGAGCCGGGUGUUUCUUGGAUGACUGGUACAAGAUCGACUGCCAACAAAACACGAUUCCCAUACUAAAUAAGAUUGGAGUGCGAGUUCUCAACAUUUCCCUCCCUGAGGUAGACUUGCCUGGCAUGAUUAACAUUAGUCUUCCUGUAAUUUACUCAAAUGCAAGCUGUGGGGUUGACGGACGUGGUGCAGCGGUAAGCUUAAAAGGAAGUCGAUUUGUCUUCUCCCGUACAAGGAACGUCUUUACAUUGGUCGGUUGCAACACCCAGGCGACAGUGAAUAGUACAGAAUCAGCUGUUGUCGGUUGCCGGUCGAAAUGUGCUGGAACCAACUUCAACAUUAGCAAGUACAGUGCUUGUUCCGGGAGGGACGGAUGCUGCCAGACUAAGCUCCCCUUGAACCUUCAGGGCUUUAGCGUGGAUUUCAAAGAAGAAGGUGGACAUCAGGGGUGCAAGUACGCUUUCUUGACGUCUGAUUUUACAGGUGUAUAUGAUUUGAGAUCGAGUGAUACGGUUCCAGUAGUGCUGUUGUGGGGGAUUGCGAACAAUACCAACUAUGCACUUGAACUUAUCCAGCAAGAUUACAACGCAAAAUACAACUCAAGCUAUAGUACUCCUUUCGCCUGUAGCAGAGACUGCAUCGACAGCAGAGACUGCGUCGACAACAGUGAAAUGCUAUUUACACGGUGCUACUGCGGACGGGGGUAUGGUGGCAACCCCUAUGUUAUUGGAGGAUGCCAAGAUAUUAAUGAAUGUGAAGAUCCAAAUAUGUGCUCCGGGACUUGCGUGAACAAACAGGGCUCAUAUGAUUGCGUCAAUGGUAGAAAGACAGCUAAAUUCAUUCUUAUUGGGGUUGGAGCUGGCCUUGGGGCACUAUUUUUGUGUCUUGUCUUAUGGGGGUUGUACAAAUACAUCAAGAAGAGAAAAGAAAUAAAGCUCAAAGAGAAGUACUUCAAACGCAAUGGUGGUCUUUUGUUGGAAAGUGAGCUAUCUUCAGCCGAAGGCAAUGUCGAGAAAAACAAAUUGUUCAACUCCAAGGAUCUAGAGAAGGCCACUGACAAUUUCAACGAGGAUAGGAUACUCGGGCAAGGUGGACAGGGUACUGUUUACAAGGGAAUGUUAACAGAUGGAAAAAUAGUUGCGAUUAAGAAAUCGAAAGCGAUAUACGAGGGCCAAGUCGAACAGUUCAUAAAUGAAGUCCUCAUUCUCUCACAAAUCAACCAUAGGAAUGUGGUUAAGUUAUUGGGGUGUUGCUUGGAGACGGAAGUCCCGCUUUUAGUAUAUGAGUUUAUACCAAACGGGACUCUAUACCAAUAUCUGCAUGACCCAAAUGAAGAGUUUCGUGUAUCAUGGGACACACGUCUACGAAUUGCAACUGAAAUUGCCGGAGCCUUAUUCUACUUGCAUUCAGCAGCCUCUAUUCCCAUUUAUCAUCGAGACAUCAAGUCCACCAAUAUCCUCUUGGAUGAGAAAUAUCGGGCAAAAGUGGCAGAUUUCGGUACUUCCAAAUCCGUUUCCCUCGAUCAAACUCAUGUGACCACAUUGGUGCAGGGGACUUUCGGCUACCUAGAUCCCGAGUAUUUCCAAUCAAGUCAAUUUACAGACAAAAGUGAUGUGUACAGCUUUGGAGUUGUCCUUGUUGAACUAUUAACAGGACAAAAGCCAAUCUCGUCGCUGAGGGAACAAGAAGGAAGAAGCCUGGCGACCUAUUUCAUAAUUUCAAUGGAGGAGAAUCGCUUGUUCGACAUUGUCGAUGCUCAAGUUUUGAAAGAAGGUAAGAAGGAAGAGAUUGCAUCAAUUGCUAACCUUGCGAAAAGAUGCUUGAACUUGAAUGGGAGGAACCGGCCUACAAUGAAAGAAGUGGCACUGGAGUUGGAGGGGAUAAGGAAGCUCCAAAACCCUUCGAGUAUUCAGCAAAAUCAAGAGGACCGUGAGGCGAUUGAAUCUUAUACUGCUGCUUUUAAAUCUAGCAAGGCAAACAUCGACCCUGAUGUCAUUACAUUUUCGGAUGUGCAGCCAUUCUUACCUAGUGAGACGUGGUGAAGAUCCAUUUUGCCUCUUACUCUUGUGAGUCAUAUUGCUCUGUUUGUAAUGGAAAUCGGUUUUCCCCUUUAGAGCAAAAGAAAAAGAAAAGAGAAAAGGGAGGAAAACUUGUUAGUUUACCGAUAGGAGGAUUUUGGUUAGUAAUUUAUUGGUAAUGAACUUAUUCUCUGUGUUCGGGAUCAAAAAACUGUGAAGUCGUACCAAUCCCAAGUUUAUUUAGGUCCUGUAAUUAGCUAGACAUUAUGUUACCCGUGUAUGUGCCAAUUUGGAAAUACUAUGCAAAUUGCAAUCAUCCAGCUCCAGCAUGAUGCAAUGACUUUAGUUCA